AGUUAGUAGCAGUCAGCUGCUAGUUCUGGGCGGAUCGAAUUCCCAGUCUGGGCAGAGGGAGAGAUUCUUGCCUUCAUUUUAACUUCAACCCUGCUGCCUCCCGUGACACACUCGUCUCCAGAUUGAGUUAUAUUUUUUUUUAUUGUUUUAUCAGUCUGACUCUUGAAUCUUUUAGCUGUAGAUAAAUUUCUUGUAAAGUAGUACUCAAAUCAGUUAAAUGGAGUCGACUAACGACUAUGAUGUCGUGAGAAAUAUGACAUUACUUUUUUUUCUGGAACGACUGUUGGAACGGGGGCAGCCGAGGUCACUUCACGAUUUGAGCUGUCAAUUUGGCUCAAAAGGUUUUACUAAAACUAUGAGACAAAUUGCAGGUGGCUCACAAUCUGGAUUGAAGAAGUUUCUUUCCCAGUAUCCAUCAGUAUUUACUGUUGAUGGAGACUUUGUUACAGCAGCUGUUCUGACUGGUCCUGAUUCAAGCAGAAACCAGCAAAAUUCAAAUGGUAAACGAGACUACGAGCAGGAAGCUGUAGAUUAUUUCCACAACAAGAUGCAACAGUAUGGAGCUGGCAUUGAAGUUCCUAUGAGAAGUCUGCUUGGUCAUCGCUCACAAGCUUCUCCUGAAAUUCGCCACAUAACUGGACAGCACAUUCGAGAGUUUAAAGAUUUCCUGGAAAGGCAUCCUGAAGUAUUCAUUAUGCAUGACGAAUCUAUCUUCCUGAAAGAAUACGAAGGCAUGGAGAUCAAACCUUUCAAAGAACUUGAGCAGAUCAAGCUGGAUCCAGAACUAACAAAUAAGUUUUUGAUAUAUUUCAGAAUGUUUGUAGAAAGGAAUGGACCAAAGCAUGUCGAAGAAUUGUUGGAAGCUGUUACGAAAAGCUAUCCUAGAGAAUCAUGGGUCAAUCUUUUCAGCACAAGUCAUGACUUGACCACAUUCUUCAAGCUGCAUUCCAACAUUUUCCAUGUCCAAGCAAAUAUUGUUGACAUCAUUCCCUACAAUCUCCGAAAAGCAGCUGAGAUCACUGAGGCGCCUCAUGUUACCAAGACUCAAGAGCUAACUUCGUUUUCGCCUCCUCCUUCACUGCAAUCUUCCCAGGAAAAACAGAGUCUCAAGCAACGUGUCAAUUCAAUUGUAAUGAAGACCUUAGCAGAAAACACUGGUCGUGAUAGGACUCCUGCUGGGCACGAAUCUCCUACAAAAGAAGUAACCUCUCCGUCCAAAAUGCGAGUCCUUCAGUCAACACGGGUCAUCAGUUCAACUAAAGAAAGUAUUAUUGUUGUUAACGAUAUAAUGAGUUCCCAGAAAGUCGUCUCGUUAGACCUCGAAGGUGUCAAUGUCGGUGGUAACAACGGAGAGGUAACAUUGGCUGUGAUUGGACUCCCUUCUGGUGUUAUUUACAUUUUCGAUUUGAUUACUUGCCCAGCCAUUAUGAGUCAAGGAAUGCUUGCCAACUUGAUUAUAUCUAAAGAAAUCGUCAAGGUCUGUCAUGACUGCAAAAAUGAUAGUGCAGCUUUGAAUUUGGGCUGGAAUGUGAAAUUGGAAAACGUAUUCGACACACAGGCUGCACAUGCUGUCGUCCAGUUGCAAGAGACGGGUCGUGCAGUACAUAAAGUCAAGACGACUAGUUUGAACGCUAUGUGUGAAAAUUACGAUCUACCUACUAAUCCGUUCAAAGAAUUGGUCAAGACUAUCUAUAAACGAGAUCAGCGUUUUUGGGCCCGAAGACCGCUGACUAGGGACAUGAUUUUAUACGCGGCUUAUGACGUGAUGCCACUAGUUCCGCACCUUUACGACUUGCUCAACAACACUGUGAAGCCUGAAUUCCGCCCGCUGUUGGAGGAACUAUGCGCCGAAAACUUGCUUGCCUUGCUGCAACCUGAUGAAGUGAAAAGAAGCAAAAAAGAGCGCAAGAUGGAAAUGGAGGUCUUGGAGUUGCGCCAGAAGUUAGCUGCCGUGCAGGGGAAGGGAGUUGUGCUUAGCAACCGAGAAAUCCGAUUACUUAGGCAUUUGGAUUUGACUGAAGAAGAAAGGGAAAAGCUUGAUGGAUCUUACAAAGUGGCUAAGAAACUUGAAAAGCUUCAGUCUAAAAGACAAGAUCAACAGCAGAACUCACUGGGGGGUACCAGUGACGACGCUAAUGAUGGCAACGAAUCACCUACUGCCGAUGGCGAAUCACGAAGUCUGGAUUCGCAAGGAAGCAGCGAAAAAACAUCGCCUGAAACUUCGCUCAUUGGUUCGAAUGGCUGUCCUCUGUCGCCUUCUAGCUCGGUUCGGUCACCUUAUUCAAGCCUGAGCCUAACCGCAUCAAUGCAGCUAGUAGAUGAGAUUUUGUCUGACCAGCGCAUUGAAAAAAUGGAUAAGAUUGAACGUCUCGAAGCUAUCCUAUCGGCUGCCACAGCGAGCAGCCCUUCGUCCAUCACGCUGUCUUCUAGUGAACUGAGUAGCAGCUGUUGUAAUUGCGAUUGCCAUAGCACUACCAAGUACGUUUUGCAGCGCGACUCUCUUCCCGGGAGGUAUAUGUCAGAUGUUGGCUGUCAAACACUUUCCACCGGUGACAUAGUAAUCACCAAAGUCUAUUUCCCUGAGGGGGACACUUCUGCCUCGGAUAUCUGCCUAUCGCCUUCACCCAAAAAGACGAAACCCGCCCAGUUUCAGUAGAAUUGUAAUCUUUCGUAAUUACGAAUAAGCGUCUAUGCAACAUUUUUAUUCCUUACUAUUUAUAUAAUUCUGUUGAUUUAUCUCUUAGAGUAAGGAAGUAGCAUGAAAGCUAUAGAUACCAGAUAAUACUGCCUUAGUGUGUGAAUGACAAGGUUGCUUGACACUCUUGUGAUGAAUUUUAUGUUUUUGUAAUCAUUUGACAAGGCCUUACAGUGGAAACUAAUUUCUGACUUUUCCUAUUGAACAUUUCACUUUUUUAAUCUGUUUAAAUAGAAGAAACAAUUAACUUUUCUGUGCAUUGCACAUCUCUUGACAGCAAAGAAGACUGUAGUGUAAGAGAAUAUUUUGUUGUUUCACUAGUGCUUUUUAAUGCUUAUGGGGAUUCCAAAGCUGUGUACAUUACAUUGUCUUGUCUUGCAGGUCUGACAAACUUCUUUUAAUGGAAGUGUGUUAAGAAAUGGAACUAUCAAAUCUCACUAACAAUUUUAGCUAUAUCCUCAAAACACUUUCAGAUUUUGAGGAAUGUGUAUUUUGAGGAAAAUGCAAUCAGUCAAUACAAAGUGGAAAAGAG
Molecule: messenger RNA, 3227 nt
Organism: Daphnia pulicaria
Lineage: Eukaryota; Metazoa; Arthropoda; Branchiopoda; Diplostraca; Daphniidae
Gene: egl
Product: egalitarian protein homolog
Exons: 8
Coding region: 218-2656 (812 amino acids)
Biological process (GO): nucleobase-containing compound metabolic process
Molecular function (GO): 3'-5' exonuclease activity; nucleic acid binding
Source: RefSeq, a predicted model, not a curated record